GCCAAAAUCUCUAAUUUCUCUCCCAUUUCUACUCAAUCCACCCCCUAAUCCCUGGUUCUUCCGUCGUUUCAGCUCUGAAUAAGCGAAAUAAGAGUCCCAAAAUGGUUCUGUCCGACUCAUUCUUCAUUUAAUUGCGUGUGUGAUGCGAGUGUUUUUGGUAGAAAAUGGUUUUUAGUGUAUGUGAUGUUCUUGUUUUUUGUCGGUGGUGGUGGCGGUGGUUUCGAUUUUAAUGGAUGCGGUGGAGUUGCCUCUUCCGGCUGCCGUUACUGUGUCCAAGCUCAUGGGAUCGGAGGGUUGUGGUGGCGUUGGGGUUAAAAUGGGGGAAAUAGAGAUUCGGGAAUCGGACCGCGUUUCAAUGCUCGUUACUCCUUCAACUGAAGCAGGCAGCUCCUUUCGCAGUCAAAGAGAGAAAACUCAUAUGGGGAAGCAGAAGAGUAACUCAAAUGCCAAGCGAGGGGAUAAAAGAAACGGUAAAGUUAUUAAGGGUAAAUAUGAUUCUUUCUUGCUAAAGAAUGGCUUGGCAAGCUUCAGCUCUACUGCUGGAGGAAACAACAAUCUUGGGGUAUAUGGUUCGAAAUCCGAUAUUUUUGAUGUCACAAAGCAUUUAGGUGAUUUGUCGUUGAAUGAGCUCCUUGAUGGCACUUACAAGUGUCCUAGUUUUGUGAAAGAGAAGGGAAAGAAAGCAGCCAAUUUAACUGAAAAUUUACUGCAUUCAGUCACAAAGGCUUGCUCUGUUCUUCAACUACGAAAGCCUGGGCAGCCCCAGAAUUGUGUGGAGGAGGAAAAUAGUUACAGCCGGAAGGUUUCUUCUGCUUGUCUAAUGAGCUCUGGUUCUUCUUUAGCAAGCAGAACUGAUGGUGAUAAAGGAGAUACCAAUGCUACAGAUCUGUCCUCAUGUAACAAGGAUCAGGAUUCUUGUAUCAAUCCGAAUUCCCAUUCCAAUAUGCUCAAUUUUCAGUUAUAUCCACCUAAAGAGAUUUUGGAGCGCCUUGAACUUCCUCCACCCAAGGAUUUGGACUCUUUGCUCCUGGACGCAGCAAAGCCUGUUUUAUCUUCAAGGAAUAAUACAGAUCCACGCACAGGCAAGACUGUGUCUCACCGAACUGGCUUGCCACCUUUUCCUUGGUCGCAUACUGCUGGCAGCCAUUGUAAAUCUUAUUCAGAUGCUGGAAAAUUAUCAUCAAGUCGGAGCACAUGCCAAGGUAGAUGGGUGAAAGUAAGGAACACUCUUAAUUAUAUUGGGGACAAGCCUGGUUUCGUUGCAAACUUGGAAUCAAUCACUUACAAUCAGAGUCUAGUUCCUUCAAGAGGUCUGACAGCUGGAGCUUCAGAAGUAGAAAAUGCCCAAUCCAAUAGCUUGAUCUCCUGUGAAAGGGGUCUAUCAUCUUCUGCAACAUGCGCAACUUCCCUGGCUCCUUCAGCUAGGCAUUCUCCAAGUCUAGUAGCUGCUGCUCAGACUCUGUGUGAGAUUGCAGCCCGUUCCUCGAAGCAAAAUCCACAUGGAGUGAUGAAUUGGCAGAAGAAACCUUCCCAAAAGGUCAUGAAAGCUUGCACGUCGAGAUCAAAUGACAAAUCUGAAAAAAUAUUUGCAGUACCAAAAUCUACAAUGGGACUUGACAAACUGGUCCAAAUUGCAGAUGGUGUCCUUCCGUCAAAGAAGCCUAGGCUCUCUGGGAAUGAGAAGAGUGAUGAAUUUGGUCAUACCAAUACUGCAAAGAAAAGGCCAAUAAAUUGGUCUACUCCCAGAUCAAGUAGAACAUCUCCCAGCAAAUCGCUCAAGGACACAAUUGGAGAAACAAAACAUUCUAAUUCCAACAUUGUAAAGAAACCAUAUACGAUGCCACCAUCGACAAGAGUCUUGGACACGGCUGGUAAUAACAGCCAGCAGAAACUGAGGAAAUUGAUGCCCACACAUUGGAAUAGUAGGCCAGGCAGCAAGCUGGAUUGUUGAUCAAUAUGGUUGCGAAAACGGACUUCUUGUACGUUCAUUUAAUUGCCAUUGAGAUUAUGCGAAAAUUCGUAGUUAUCUAUGUAUGUACAUAUUUGUGUUACAAGUAGGACAAGGAAUUGUUUUUAGGGUUCAUAUCAGGUUAGGGGGAACAGGUUUCUCAUGUUGUAAGGA
This is a messenger RNA of Ilex paraguariensis (yerba mate), 2122 nucleotides long. NCBI's taxonomy places the organism in Eukaryota, Viridiplantae, Streptophyta, Magnoliopsida, Aquifoliales, Aquifoliaceae. The record is from the annotation of a GenBank genome assembly.